GGGCUAGCAUGACUGUGCUCCCCUUGCCGCUGCUCCUCACUGCUGUGGGCUUCUGGAUGCCACAAGAGUCCAGCUCCCGGCUGCUGCUCAACGACACCGAGCCCCUGUCCCCUGCCGGGAGCAGAGCCGCGGGGCUGCUGUGGGGCGCGGGGGUCCCCCGGGGCAAUCCGAAGCGGUUCCUCUCCCGCCGCGACAUGAGCAUGAUUUUGGACUACCACAAUCAAGUGCGGGCGCAGGUGUCCCCCCCCGCGGCCAACAUGGAGUACAUGGUCUGGGAUGAGCGGCUGGCCAGGGCAGCUGAUGCAUGGGCUGCGCGCUGCCUGUGGGACCACGGCCCCCCCGAGCUGAUGAAAUACGUGGGGCAGAACCUCUUCAUCCAGUCGGGCAGGUCCAUCUCCAUCAUCAACAUGGUGAAAUCCUGGCACCAGGAGAAGCAGCACUACUCCUUCCCGCACCCCCACGAGUGCAACCCCCGCUGCCCCUCCAAAUGCAGCGGCUCCGUCUGCAGCCACUACACUCAGAUGGUGUGGGCAUCCUCCAGCCGCCUGGGCUGUGCCCUCAGCACGUGCACCAAUGUACGCGUGUGGGGCAGCACGCUGAGGCACGCCGUCCUCCUCGUCUGCAACUACGCCUUCAAGGGCAACUGGCAGGGAGAAGUGCCGUACAAGGUGGGGCAGCCGUGCUCAGCCUGCCCCCCAGCCUAUGGCGGGGGCUGCUCCAACAACAUGUGCUUCACCGGACUCAAAUCCAACCAUGUCAGUUGAUUCUAGGGCUGCAGCCCCACGAGGAGCCUCCGGGAAUGGGGAUGGGGUGAACCGGAAUUAUUUAUAACACUGACCCCCCACCAGCAGCCCGGCUGUCCAACCUGCUUCAUCCCUAGUGUAGGAAACUGCUUUUAUAAGAUAAGAUCAUAAUUUUUAGCAUAUUAUA
Molecule: messenger RNA, 930 nt
Organism: Pezoporus occidentalis (night parrot)
Lineage: Eukaryota; Metazoa; Chordata; Aves; Psittaciformes; Psittacidae
Gene: R3HDML
Product: R3H domain containing like
Exons: 5
Coding region: 9-764 (251 amino acids)
Source: RefSeq, a predicted model, not a curated record